Molecule: messenger RNA, 2756 nt
Organism: Condylostylus longicornis
Lineage: Eukaryota; Metazoa; Arthropoda; Insecta; Diptera; Dolichopodidae
Product: glycerophosphodiester phosphodiesterase 1
Exons: 8
Coding region: 153-1178 (341 amino acids)
Biological process (GO): lipid metabolic process
Molecular function (GO): phosphoric diester hydrolase activity
Source: RefSeq, a predicted model, not a curated record
UUGCAAAAUGCUACGCAAACAACAUGUUACACAAAUUUAACAACACCCUGUUUUAUGACAUCAUUAUGUAUAUGAAAAAUGAAAUUUCACAUUUAUGGCAGAUCUGAUAUGUUAUGUCAAAGGAAUCGAUAUUAAAAUAACUUUGGUACUGAAUGAACUUUAAUAAUAUUUUUCGUGCUUUAAAAAUGUUAUACAAUAUUUUAGUGUUUACAGCAAAAUUAAUUUUAAUAAUCGUAAAUACUUUUUGGCUGAUAUGCACUAUAGCUUCAGCAGUAAUUCCAUGGUUAACAGUACUUAUAUUAAUAGUAUGUAUUGCGUCAAAAUUUUUCAAGCUAAAGAAUCCGAAUGAAAAAUUCCUUAUAAGUCUUUUGGGAGGUGACGCAGAUGAUAAUUCAUUUUUUUAUUGGCCAGUUGCAAAUCAAGGCGGUAGUUACGAUGCGCCUGAAAACUCACUUGUAGCUUUAAAAAGAUGUUCAAAUAUGGGUUUUCGCAAUGUUUUAUUAGAUGCUGCACAAACAUCAUGUGGGGAAAUUUUAAUAUUACAUAAGAACACAAUUGACAAAGCUGGUCUUAAAGGAAAUGUGUUUCAACAUUCUUUAACUGAUAUUAAAAAUUCUGUUCAAAAUAUUUCGGAACUUCAUCCCUUAGGAUCAAAAUUCGACGCGGAAAAAGUUUUAACAUUAACCGAUCUCUUAUCAUAUUUAGAAUCUUCUAACUUGACAAUAUUUUUGCUAAUAUCCGACUCGAAUGCUCGAAUGAUUGAAAAACUAAAGCAAUUUAUAAACCAUAACGAGAAUUUUAAAAGAAGAAUCAUUAUUAUAAGCAAAUCGCCUUUAGCCAUUUAUCAACUUCGGAAAUACAAUCCGGAACUAAUUUGUGGAUUAUGGACUGAAAAAAAUCCAACCAAAUUUUUAUUGAAACAAUCCAGUUUAUUGACAUCAAUUUAUGGUGCUAUAAUACGAAAUAUAAUUUCGCCAGUGAUUGGAAUAAGUCUGGUAUUCAUUAGUAAAGAGGAAUUUAAUUUACAUAUAUCCGAAUUGUGGCGUAACGUUGGUGUACGUCCUAUAGUAUAUAAAGUGAAUUCACCAAAUGAGAAACGUUAUUUUCAGUUAGCCAUGAAAACCCAAUAUUUAACUGAUUCACUUAGAUCAGAGCCACAAUUAAUUAUUAAAUCAUAAAGUUUAAAAUUAUAAAUGAUUAUAAUUUGCGAACUUCAUUGCCAUUUCCUGAUCAAAGAUUUGCUUGGUUAUUAUAUAUGUGCAUUUUAGUUUAAGUUAAGAUACGAAGAAUUUAAAACAAAAUUUAAAAAAAAAAUAUAAAUUAUUGAUGGCAGGAAGAUAGUAAAACUAUAUUAUAAAGAACUCACGAAUGCAAUUUUAAAAAUUAUAUUAACGCUUAUUAAAGUUUCACAAAGGGUCUUAUACAUAUUCUUUUUUUUUCACUGGCCACCCUAUUUUGGUUUUUUAUUUCUCUUGUAUAAAUUAUAAUCGGUGGUUUUAUAUAAAUUUACAUCCGAUCAAAAGGCAUACUUACGAAUUUUUUAAAUUAAUUUUACUGCUCAUAGAAUAUUUGAUAAUAUAUCCUGAAAGAGCCAUGAAUUAAAUAUUUUUUGCCAAUACUCAUCGAUAAUUAUUUAUAGGGAAAAAUGUGUCAGUUUUAAUUGUUUUUUGAUUUUACAAUAUAUUAAUUUUAUAUUGUAAAUUGAUAAAAAAUAAAAAAAUUAACACAUUUAAAAAAAAAAAUAAUAAAAAAUAAUUUUAAUAAGUAAUUAGGUUUUGUAUUAGGAUCAGUGAAUAAAAUUCAUUUAUGAGUAUAUGCAUGCUGAAAAAGAUUAUAUUUCUAUCGAAUUUAUAAUAUAAAAAACAUACUUAUUUUGUUAAGAAAUUGUUGCAAAAUAAUUAUAAAUUUAUGACAAGAAAUAUAUUUGAGUUGACAAAAAAACAGGAUUAAAAAGCAUUAAAUUGUACAAAAUAUUAUAAAAUUUGUGUUUAAUACAACAAAAAUAUUUGUUACAUGGCCCGUAUAUUCAAAGGACAACAAAACAAAAGCACUAAAGUAUCUAUAUAAUAUUAUGAAUUUUAUUAGCCGCUUUGUACAAAAUUAGUUAGAAAUAAUCCUUAACGACAUCUUAAAUAAUUUUUAUUUAUUCUCAAAGAUAAAUCAUAAUUAUUUAUAAAUCCCUAUUUUCAGUGUUAUUAUUAUUACUCUAAUAAACUUUUGUAAAAUUUUAGUUUUUUUUUUUUUGUUUCAUGUUUUUUUUCAAAGUUUCAUCUUUUAUUUUUUGUUAAAAUUUCAAAAUACUUGUGAUUUUAUAAUUUAUUUUUUAAUUUAUUUAAAUAGUUUUAUUAUUUAUUUUGAUCUAUAUUCUCAAAGUAUAUAUUAUUAUAUAAGUUUUUUAGAAUAAAUGCGUGUAGAGGACAUAAAUUGCUUUGAAACGUAAGAACGAACAACACAUUUUUUUUUUUUUUUUUGAUUAACAAAAUAUUACUUAUAUCGUAAUAAUUGUUUUUUAAUUAGCAUGAUUUAUAUUGUAUAAUAUAAAUGUGUGUAGCUAUUAGAAAAUAGAAAUGCCUACUAAAGAGAUUUUUGCAUAAGCCUUUAUACACUUUUUCCAAAAUUAUAAAAUUUUACCUAUUAUAAAAAACUUUUAAUUCCUCUACCUUUUAAGUACAUACUUUUAUACUAAUUUAGUAAAAACGAAAUAAAAUAAAACCAAAGAUGCAUUUAAAAUCUAAAUUAUUAUACAAAGUGAAAUC